UCUUCCUACACCAUGACCCCCAACAGGUUGUCGUUUUCAUAAACAAUUCUAGGAAAUAAAUUUGUACAAAUUAGCUAACCAUGUCAAUAUGGAAGAUAUUAUUAAUCUUUAGUAGAUCUUGAAAAAUAAUUUAGGGAUCUUGAUUGUAUCAGGCUCCUAUAAGGAAUCAAUUACCAAAUAUUUUAUUUUCUCUAGCUAUCCUGUCCUUCCACCUCUAUAAUCUCAAUUCUUCUUCCUCCUCCCUCUCAACCUUCUUCCUUCUCUUGACAUCUUACCUAUGAAGCCAAACCAAAAACUGAGGGAAUCACCAUCAUCACCGUGGCGGCGAUUUUUCUGUUUCGGGUGUUUGUCGAGAAGGUCAGCAAGGAAAAAGCUCGAGGGUUUAAGACCUGAUGACAACAGAGAGUGGGGAAAGAGCCCGGAGAUUCUUACAGAUUUCAGUACUUUCUCAUUGAAGGAGCAGCAGCUGAAGCUGAAGAAGGCGAUGGAGGAGGAGGAGAAGGCGAGCAGGGAGGCUGCGAGCGUGGUUGAGUGGGUGAAGCAGGCGUCGGCAAGGAUGGAUGUUUCUGCAGUUGAUGAGUUGUUACUGAGUGAAGAUGAAAAAUAGUAUGAGAAAGAAAGGUUAGAAACUGUGAUCUGUAUGCAAAAGAACAUAAAACUGAGAAAUUUUGAUAUUUCAUUUAUAUGCAUGUCAUGUUGGGAGAA
This is a messenger RNA of Asparagus officinalis (garden asparagus), 705 nucleotides long. RefSeq lists its product as uncharacterized. The transcript has a single exon. The coding region runs from base 278 to 607 and encodes 109 amino acids. The record is from RefSeq and is a predicted model, not a curated record. NCBI's taxonomy places the organism in Eukaryota, Viridiplantae, Streptophyta, Magnoliopsida, Asparagales, Asparagaceae.